Bactrocera latifrons is the source of this 1235-nucleotide messenger RNA. It is a transcript of the gene Secp43, whose product is annotated as tRNA selenocysteine 1-associated protein 1. The transcript is spliced from 2 exons. Gene Ontology annotation, molecular function: RNA binding. Lineage: Eukaryota; Metazoa; Arthropoda; Insecta; Diptera; Tephritidae. The coding region runs from base 182 to 1225 and encodes 347 amino acids. The record is from RefSeq and is a predicted model, not a curated record.
GAACAGAUUUAUGUUAUAAACAGAGAACGUCAAAAAUAUUGUUCGUUAUUGGUGUUGUUCAUUCUUAAAGAUUUCGACGCUAUAAACUUUUGAUCUAUAAUUUAAUAUAUAUAUAUAUAUAUAUAUAUAUAAAUAUUUAUUGUCCCACUUUGUUUUGGGGAAAGGACUUAAUAAUACCAAUAUGUCGUCAUCUGUUCAUUGUCAAUUGUGGAUGGGUAGUUUGGAGCCGUACAUGACGGAAAAUUUCAUAAUAGCCGCUUUUCGUAAAAUGGGUGAGGAGCCAACAACAGUCCGACUAAUGAGGAACAAAUAUACUGGUGAACCGGCUGGUUACUGCUUUGUUAAUUUUGCGACUGACGAAAGUGCAAUGGAUGCUAUGCAUAAACUAAAUGGUAAGCCCAUUCCUGGAACUAAUCCGAUUGUUCGUUUUCGACUAAAUAGCGCAAGUAAUUCAUAUAAACUUCCUGGAAACGAGCGAGAAUUCAGUGUAUGGGUUGGAGAUUUAAGCUCAGAUGUCGAUGAUUAUCAACUUUAUAAGGUGUUUUCAACAAAAUAUACUUCUAUAAAAACGGCCAAAGUAAUUUUGGAUAGUUCUGGGUUUUCGAAAGGCUACGGGUUCGUUCGAUUCGGCAUCGAGGACGAACAAAAGUCGGCAUUGUAUGAUAUGAAUGGAUACAUUGGUUUGGGAACUAAACCAAUAAAAAUUUGUAAUGCUGUGCCAAAACCAAAGAAUGAAUUAGGCGUUGCACUUGGUACAACUAGUAAUUAUGGUUAUGGUGGUGUUGGUAUUACUGGGACAUCGACGACAACAGCGACAACUGCGGACUAUUCUCAAUACUAUGAUCCUACCAGCACUUAUUGGCAGAACUAUAAUUCUUGGCAAGGAUAUUAUGAUCAGAGUGGAGCAGGGGCUAUAUCAGAUCCCAACAGUGCAUACUAUCAACAAUCAAUAGCACAGUCUCAUGCCAAUCCACAAACAUUGGCUCAACAUGCAGAGGCGUGGAGUGCUCAGCGUGCGGCACAGUAUGAACAACAGGCAGCAGCUACAGCUGCUGCUAAUAAUACAACUAAUGUUGGUGAAGACGAUGACUACGCUUUAGUGGAACACAAGUAUACAUUGGAUAUAGACAAGUUAAAUCGGGAGACAUUAGAUGCAGAUCGUCUAUUAUAUGACGCUCUAGAGAGUUCAAAAUGGCUCCCACUUGAACAGCUGGAAACAUAUUGAUUUUUAAAGA